Molecule: messenger RNA, 3324 nt
Organism: Pieris brassicae (large cabbage white)
Lineage: Eukaryota; Metazoa; Arthropoda; Insecta; Lepidoptera; Pieridae
Exons: 11
Coding region: 414-2672 (752 amino acids)
Source: RefSeq, a predicted model, not a curated record
AACACAGUUAAUGAAAAAUCUUAUUUCUGUAUGUUUUGAUACAUUGGAAAUAUUGUAACAUUUAAGUAAUCAUUUUAAAAAUCUUAACAUAUAUUUCAUGAAGUACUUUACAAUACGCUUUCAAUCCAUUUGUAAAAUGGAUCUGUGCGGAACGUCUUUUUACGAAAUUAUAUCUUAAGCAAGUUUUAUGCUAAAAUCGUGAGCAAGUUGAAGAAAAGGUGGGGCUCAAACUAGCUCACUAGCACCUAAUUAUUGGUAGUGGCGUUAAUUGAGUCCUACAUUUUUAAUAUACCUUUUGUCGAAAUGGAAGAUAAAUGCGUGCUCAUUUCUUAUAUUUUUAAAGGAAUGACUUAAGAUUGGAUAUUAGUGUUUGCUGUUCUUAUAUAUUAUGAUUAUCACUUAAGAACUGUGUUAUGUAUACUUUGAUAGAAAUCCUUUUGGGCCUUGGAGUGCUUGGCACUCUGGUGACAGUCAUAUCUGCAUGUGUUUGUGGUUGCAGAAAUUCCAAUCAGAAAAGUGAGUUGGUUGGCACAGCGGGAGUGGUCAAAAUUCAUUUGGAUGAGGAGGCUCCAUCCCCAACGCCAACCACUCCAGCUUCUAUUAAGCGAGCCUCUACUCAAAAUAGUCAGCGAAGUUUACCAGAAAUACCACAUCCAGUUGGAAGACAUGAUAGUGGAGAUACAGCUUCAGAAAUUUAUGCAACAGUUAAUUUGGAUGAGGCGAACAAGGUCGCUGCAACGACGUCAAGAGAUCACCCAUAUGAGCACGCUUACGCCAAACUGCAAAAUGAAAGCCAUAACAUAACUGUUGAAAUAACGACGGACGAAAAUUCCGAAGUCGAGAUUCAAAUUGAUGAGAGGGAAGCCACGCCGUCAGCUGCAGUAUUAAUUUCAGAAUCUGUGCCAAUUUCGGCAUCCGUCGCCAUAAGCGGCCAAUUGCCGUCGAGUCAGGAGCUGCCUUACAUUACACCGCCUUCGCCGAGACCGAACCCCGAGCCUGCAGUUCACUUUAGCGGGGAUUCCACUGAUUCUGCCAAGGGCUACACAAGUAUAUCAGUAAGGGAGCCACUGAGUAACAUUCGUGCGCAGACCAUCAAACCCUCUCAACCCCACUAUGCCACCGUAUCUGAUGAUUCUGACGAAAUGUACGCGGCAAUAGAAGAAGCGAGCGUCGGCGAAGGUUCGGACACGUACGCACAGAUUCCGGACCCGCGAACACGAAGGACCACGACACAUGCGAUUGUUCAACAGCCCCCCUCAGAUAACACACAUACACACGAAGUUACUGUUCAUGCAAGGAGAAGUGCACCACCUGAAGUGGGUGCCUCGACGUCUCAUGGUACACAUUCUCGACAAGCAUCAAUGUCGUCAUGUUCGAACUCCGCGGGUGCGUUAGGAUCUCCAAAGCCAGAGAAGCGUCAGGCAAACUCACCUUUACCUCCACCGCCGCAAGCGCACGAUCCCAAACAUCACCGGAUAAAUAGUGCCAGUGAUCUCCACUUCAAUCACGAUAAACUCAGACGAAGUCUUAACGAAAAGCACCAACGAAACAACAGCUGUGUUAGUUCCUCGGACUUCUACGGCUGCAACUAUCCCGUUGAAAAACACCGGUUUAGUUCCGGGGACUUGAUAAGACCCCUCGUCGCUAAAGAACUCAAUUUCGACAUCGAUCAGAAGGAACAAGCGGAUAAUCUGUACAAUUCCAUCGAAGGACCAAACCUGAGCGACUACUCUUCCGCCGACGCUAAUACGAGUAUUAACUCGGAGCGGGCCACGGAAAGCCCGUCCAGAAACGUCGAAGAAAUGUACGCAAAGGUGAUAAAGAAAACUAAAACGAAAGAAGAGACAAUAAAAGUCAAAGACUCCAAUGAAGAGAAAUUGAAGUUUCGCGGCGACGAUCCCGGUUACGAGACGAUUGAUCGAAAACAGUCCGUUCACGGAUACGAAACGAUAUCGAGGAAACGAAAGAGCCAGACACAAGAUCCCGGCUACGAAACAGUAAAAGAAAUGCACAUCGGACAAAACUUCACCAACAACAACCUCAAACAGCACUUGAUGUCCGACAGUGGACCAAAUAGCAUCAUCAGCAAUGACGCCGGCUACGAGCUGAUAGCCAAAACGGACAACAAUGCAUCGGAUUCCGACCCGAACUAUGAAGUUCUAAGGAACAACCCACCCACACCGCCAUACGCGACCAUCAGUUCCAAUUACAAAGUACAAGCUACGUAUUCCACAGUGAACAAACGAACGGGCAAAUACAGCGGUCUGCCCAACAACAACGAACCGAGUGUCGAGCCUAACUAUGAGUCCGUGACUAAUGACCCGAUAUACACGACUGGGAGCGAAUCGGACCCCAACUACGAGUCGGUGAGGCCCAAGGAGCCGAAUUACGAGUCUCUCAGGGGUAAAGACCCAAAAUAUGAAUCGGUCCGGUCAAAAAACUCAAGACACGACUCGGUCCGGUCCAAAAACGAUCCUAACUACGAAAGUGUGAAAUAUUUUGAGCUCUCUAAGAAAGAGCCGCCUUACGAGAAGGUCGAUAUGGGUGAGAAUUCGGGUAUCGAAAGGUCCGAUUCCUCUGCGGGUUACGAAAGGAUAAAUAUAUCGAACAUUCGGGAACCGAAGAGUAUUAACAAUAGUGAUUGCACCGUGAGUGAUUACUUCCAAGUUUAAUACCAAAAUGUUGUAUUUUUGAACAUUUACCGUGUAAUUUGAGAUUGCUUUUAUUUAUUCAUGCUAAUUUUGUUUAUUACAAUUAAGCAUAUCGUUGACGAUAUUGUUGAUGAGCCGGUUAGAAUGAAUUGUAGUUAAACGGAGGAGUAAUCUGAGAAGUGGUAGCAGUUGAGUUCCUAUAUUCAUUUUAUUAACUAUGAAAUAAUAAUCGAAUUUUCUUUAAAAAGUUUGCUGUAGCAAACACUGAGUUUUAGGCGUCCCAUACAUGUACAAUAAUUAUAAUAAUAAUAAUAUUGAAUAACCUCUUUGAAUCUAAACGUUCAAUAAUAUUUAGCAAUUAGAUUGACAGACAAGUCAAUAUUUUCAUGAGAGAAACAUGUCUGACGACGAAGUCAUGGUUGCAGCCAUGCUAGUGAUUUUGUUGAGAAAAAAAGAUAUUGCGCAAUACUAACCCUACACAGUACAAAAAAUACAUAUUGCGCAAUAAAAUUUAAAACAAACUCUCAAACUCAAACAAACUUCUGUUCAAUCAUUGAAUUUUUCAAUAUUAUCCCUACCUAAUAAUAUUGUACAAUCAACUAUAUAGUGCAAUAUUAUUGUAGAUGUAUGGGAACGCCUUAGGGAGCGUUCAAGUAUUACGUAACGAAUUUGG